Molecule: messenger RNA, 414 nt
Organism: Morus notabilis
Lineage: Eukaryota; Viridiplantae; Streptophyta; Magnoliopsida; Rosales; Moraceae
Exons: 3
Coding region: 32-397 (121 amino acids)
Source: RefSeq, a predicted model, not a curated record
GAAGGAGAGGUUGUCUUCAUAGAAGGGCCCUAUGCAAGACACUUUUACAGUCCAACACCAUGUCUGGCUUGAGCUCACUAACCAGAAGAAGCAUAACAUUGAGAUUGCCCUCCUUGUGCCUGAGAGUGAUAGGACAUUCAAUAGGCUUGCUAGCUCAGAGAAUCUACUAUGGGUAGGGCAUAAGGCGAUCGCGACCCCAAUGAUUAUGGUCAAGGAGGAGCACGGACAACCCCAUCAGUCUCAACAACAUUUGAACAUGGUUGACUUAGUGGCCCAUCAUAUGGAUCGUAAAGACAUGAUCCCAAAGAUGAAUAUCAAGAGGCCUCGGGAUCUGAAGGAGAGGGAUUUGAAGAAAGCAAAGACUGGAUCUUCAGGGACGAAGAAGACUCCCCUGUAACUUUGAUGGUCAAAUUG